Messenger RNA from Danio aesculapii, 2571 nucleotides. RefSeq names its product dihydrouridine synthase 1-like (S. cerevisiae) (gene dus1l). Gene Ontology annotation, molecular function: tRNA dihydrouridine synthase activity. Bases 63 to 1502 code for a protein of 479 amino acids. The record is from RefSeq and is a predicted model, not a curated record. The transcript has 14 exons. Lineage: Eukaryota; Metazoa; Chordata; Actinopteri; Cypriniformes; Danionidae.
CACAUACAACAGUUCAUGUGCCGCAUAUAUCGCUGUCUGGCUGCUCCACAAGCUACUGCAGCAUGACGAAACCCCUCGGGUUCGAGUUCUGGAGGUGCACUCUGAAGGGCGCGCGCUUCGUGGUCGCGCCCAUGGUGGACCAGAGCGAGCUGGCGUGGAGGCUGCUGAGCCGCAGACAUGGCGCUGAGCUCUGCUACACACCCAUGCUACACGCCCAGGUCUUCGUCCGAGAUGCCAACUACCGCCGGGAAAACCUCUACAGCGAGGUCAGCCAGGAGGACCGACCCCUCAUCACACAGUUCUGUGCCAAUGAUCCUGAGGUGUUUAUCCAAGCAGCUCUGCUCGCCCAGGAUUACUGUGAUGCUAUCGAUCUGAAUUUGGGUUGCCCGCAGAUGAUUGCUAAAAGAGGCCAUUAUGGAGUCUUUCUUCAAGACGAGUGGGACCUCCUUGAGAAGAUGAUUAAACUGGCCAAUGAAAAGCUCUCCGUGCCCAUUACGUGCAAAAUCCGGGUCUUCCCAGAGAUUGAGAAAACAGUGAAGUACGCCAAAAUGCUGGAAAAGGCUGGAUGCCAGCUUCUCACAGUUCAUGGCAGAACCAAAGAUCAAAAGGGGGCUAUGACUGGCAUUGCCAGCUGGAAGCACAUCAAAGCUGUAAGGGAGGGGGUAAACAUACCUGUGUUCGCCAAUGGAAACAUCCAGCACCUGAGUGAUAUUCACCACUGCAUGGAGGAGACUGGAGUACAAGGUGUAAUGAGUGCAGAGGGGAAUCUCCACAAUCCUGCACUGUUUGAAGGGCGCAGUCCUCCUGUGUGGGAAAUGGCUGAGGAGUACCUGGAUAUCGUGGAGAAACACUCGCCCUGCAGUCUGUCUUUUGUCCGAGCUCACAUCUUCAAGCUGUGGCACCACACUCUCCAGAUACAUCAAGAUCUGAGAGAAGAGUUGGCCAAAGCAAAAAAUGUAGAUGGCAUUGCGGAGGUCAACAGACAGCUGAAACAACGUUGCCAGGAGGAGAUGGCAAAGGAUAAAUCUGAAUGGACUCAGACUGGACUUCCCUUCCCACACUGGAUUUGUCAGCCCUACGUCAGACCACCACCCAAGGAUCCAAACACUGAAAAUGGUCAGAAAGCACCAGAAACAAAGGCUGUAAGUGUGAAGAGGGCGCUGGAGGACAGUGACGGCCCCAAUGAUGCCAUCUCUAAGAACAAGCAGAAGAAGAAGGCCCGCAACCCACACAAAAACUUCUGUCCUGAGCUGAAGCCAAAAUACAUAAAGUGUGAGCAAUGUGGAAACCCUAAAGGAAACAAAUGUGUCUUUAACUUGUGCCGUGGCUGCUGUAAGAGGAAGUCUUUCAAGGAAGUGGCUGAUUGUCCUGGACACGGAUUGAGGUUCAAAACCAAGGCUUUAAGACAGUGCAACUCUGAUACGGGUGGAGGAGGCUUGACUAACGGAAAACCCAGCACUCAGACAGUUUCCACUGCAGUCCAUGAUCCAUUACAAGCUUGAAGCAGACUUAUGGAAUGGACAUGGGAGACGGCGACAUCAAGACAUGUUGAUUGUCCAUUAAAAAGCUGCUGCACUGAAUUGAAAGUUGAAGAACGCAGUUGAGGUCCAAACUGUAUUGAGAUGGAUUUGGCACAUCUGAAAUUGUGGAUGCACACGACACCAAAUGAAGAGAACAUGUUAUGCAGAGCGCUGGGUUUCUGUGAAGUACCAUUUUCUGGACUGCUGUGACUUCCUCAGAUUGCUUCUUAUAGUUUUGUGUAUUUUGAUUAUCACUGGGAAUGCAGUCUGUGAAGCAGACGCACUGAACGCACAAUCUUUAGCCCCCCAAAAAAGAGCUGGACUCUCUUGUGUAUUUCUCUAGACCUUUGUGGAACUACACUGAUGAACAUCUUUAUUCAAACAUUCUGGACUUCUGCAUUUUUAUUAUUUAUUGUCUUCCUAAAUGAAACAGGGUUUUGUUGCAACCAAAAUCUCAAUCUGACUUUAGGAUUUUUACAGUCUUUAUUUUUUCACACCUGUAUAAACAUUUACGAACACUGACUAUGAUUUCGUGCAGUCAUGGAUGAUCACUGUAACAAUUUCACACACUUACUGACGUUCAUUUUGAGGAUGGUUACACAACCCCAGGGGUGUCCCAACUCAGUCCUGGAGGGCCGGUGUCCUGCAAAGUUUAGUUUCAAACCCAAUCAGACACACCUGGGCUAGCCAAUCAAGCUCUUACUAAGCUUUCUAGAAACAUCCUUGCUGGUGUGUUGAGGCAAGUUGGAGCUAAAAUCUGCAGGACACCAGCCCUCCAGGACCGAGUUUGGACACCCCUACACUACACAGAUUCCUUAUCAAGUAAAUAUGGGUUUUUAUAUUCUGAUGUUUUAUCAUUUAUUGUGCCGUUUUAAAGUAUGUAUACAUUUUAGAAAGUAUGCUGGUGUAACAACUUCCGUUCAACAAUUUCCACACAUUACUUUUAAGCAUCAGGACCCAGAACUCAGUGCCUUAAUGUGUCAGUUACUUAAAACCAACACAAUGAAUCUGACUGUACCUAAAAACAUUCAGCUUUUUGCUGCAAACUGGC